Molecule: messenger RNA, 16112 nt
Organism: Coregonus sp. 'balchen'
Lineage: Eukaryota; Metazoa; Chordata; Actinopteri; Salmoniformes; Salmonidae
Source: the annotation of a GenBank genome assembly
GUAAAAAGGAAGCGACCGAAAACUGGAAAGAACACCGUGGGAGCAAAGUAGAUACCUCGUAGAUACAUUUGAAUCUAAUACUUCAAUUAAUACAAGAUGAGCGUGUCGAUGCCUCAGAAGCGAUAUUACAGGCAGCGAGCCCACUCGAAUCCCAUGGCAGACCACACGUUUGAAUAGUGAGUCACUCGUCAGUCCUUUUGGUAAAAGGUUUAGCAAGCUAACUCGUUAGCUAACGCAUGUUGCCCGCAAAAUUGGCCAAGCUUCUAGUCGAUGUACUACUGUAUGUUUGAAUUCAUUUCACGUCACAGCUUUAUUGAGCAAGAAAUUGCCAAAAGCAAAACGUUUCUCUAAACUAGAUUGCUGUUACGCUUCCGUGUGGAGUUCUCUCUCCUCACUCGUCGCUUGUUUAGAUGCCUGACGACACAACAGUCGUUUUACAAGUCAGAAUGUUGAAUAAACUCAUUUGAACUUUUUCAAAAUAUCCACAGGAAAGUAAGUAUCAUUAAAACGACUUUCCAAAACGCGUGUCUGCGUGGCUUUCGGUUUGUUCAUCACUUAACGCAAGCUCAUAAAUUACUAAGCGAAAAGUCUGUUUAAUAAAACUAUCCUGUGGAUAUUUUUUAUAAAAUUUCCAACGGCACAAGGGACAACCAGCAGAUGAAGUUCAAAUUACAGUUUACAACAUUCUGGCUACACAAAAUGGUAUAUAUAAAUCAUUGCACAAGACAACAUUACGAAAAUGUCAGUGGAAUAUAAGCCUUUCCUAAUCAGCAAGCUAGCUUGCUUUUAUGUCAGGAAGCCGGUAUUAAAGGCUACUUAUACAUGAGCUAUUGACCAAGUGCACUGUAGUUAUUUAGUAAUUAAUACAUUUUGUAAACGUAGAGAAAGUACUGCAUUGGAUUAGAAGUCAGUUUCACCUUGUGCUGGUCAGCAUUUGCUCAGGUCUGUUGAUUUCAUACUUAUACCUAUUUCACCAUGACCUCUUCUCAGCCCUGUCUGUCCAGAGGACAUGGACUGGUCCCAGCUGUACCCUGAGUUCUUCAGCGACCACCAGUCGACCAAAAAGGCUGCACAAGUGGAGUUUGCAGACAUCGGCUGUGGAUAUGGGGGACUUCUCGGUAUGGCAUGGUCUUCUAAUCCAUGAUAAUUCCUCACCCUUAUUACCCAACACCAGUCUUUAUCAUUCUCAUGCUUACUAACAAAAAUACUCAACCAUCAAGUGUUGUUGACAGAGGACUGUCAGUCCUAAAUUGAACUGAUGUGAGUGAGACUGUCCUUUGUAGGUGUCAUUUUUGGUUGUUCCAUCUGAGGGUGCUGUUGACUUGCAACAUGGUCAGGAGAUUUGGCUUGGUAGGUUCUUUCAUUGUACACUCAGUGGCCAGUUAACGAAAAUGAGUCACUUGGCCAUGGCUUGAUAUAUAAAGCAGGCAGACCGGCAUUGAGGCAUUCAGUUACUGUUCGCUUGAACAUUAGAAUGGGCAACACGAGUGACCUAAGCGACUUUGAGGGUGGUAUGAUAAUCGAUGCCAGGCCCGCCGGUUCCAGUAUCUCAGAAACGGCUGGCCUCCUGGGCUUUUCACGCACGACAGUGUCUAGGGUUUACCAAGAAUGGUGUGACGAACAAAUAAAAUCCAGUCAGCGGCAGUCCUGUGGGUGAAAACAGUUUGUUGAUGAGAGGUCGAAGGAGAAUGACAAGAAUCGUGCACACAAACAGGCGGGCCACAAACAAGCAAAUAACGGUGUAGUACAACUGUGUGUGUAGAAUGGCAUCUCAGAACGCACAACUCCUUAGUCCUUGUCACGGAUGGACUAUUGCAGCAGACGACUACACCGGAAUCCACUCCUAUCACCUAAAAACAAGCGGCUCCAGUGGGCACGCAAUCACCAACACUGGACAAUUGAGGAGUGAAAAAACAUAGCCUAGUCCGACGAAUCACGGUUCCUGUUGCGUCAUGCUGAUGACAGAGUCAGGAUUUGGCGUAAGCAGCAUGAGUCCAUUGCCCCAUCCUGCCUGGUGUCAACGAUACAGGCUGAUGGCGGUGGUAUAAUGGUGUGGGGAAUGUUUUCCUGGCACACAUUAGAUCCCUUGAUACCAAUUGAGAAACGUUUCCAUUCCCUCAAAGAACUCAGGCUGUUCUGGAGGCAAAGGUUGGUCCGACCCGGUACUAGAUGGUUGUACCUAAUAAAUUGGCCACUGAGUGUACAGUAUAUUCUGUCUGUCUAUAUUCCUGGAUUAACCUAAAUGAUAACAUUGUACAGUAUUUUUUCUGUAUAUUUAAUACAAUAACCUAUAGUGACUAAUGCAGGGAACACAGUCAAAUGUAAUUGUAUUUGUCACAUGCUCCAAAUACAACAGGUGUAGACUUUACCGUGAAAUGCUUACUUAGGAGCCCUUUACCAACAAUGCAGAGUAAAUAAAUAUACGGCAAAUGUGCAAAAAAGGAAAUGGUAACACAAUAACAAUAACAAGACUAUAUACAAGGAGUACCGGUAUGAGUCAAUGCCAAUGGGUAUGAGGUAGUUGAGGUGUAAUUGAGGUAAUAUGUACAUGUAAGUUGGAGUAAAAGUGACUAGGCAAUCGGGAUAGAUAUUAAAACAGUAGCAGCAUUGUGUGUGAAAGUGUGAAUGUGUGUGGUGUUAAUUUGUGUGUGUGUGUUGGAAUGUCAGUGUAGUGUGUGUGCAUAGAGCAGGUGCAAGAGAGUCAGUGCAAAUAAAAAGGGGGUCAAUGCAAAUAGUCAGGGUAGCAAUUUGAUUAACUGUUCAGCAGUCUUAUGGCUUGGGGGUAGAAGCUGUUCAGGAGCCUUUGGGUCACAGACUUGGUGCUCCGGCACCGCAUGCUGUGCGAAUCGAGGAGUAUGACCUUUCAACAUUCUGUAUCCUCUCCUUUUCCACAGCCAUCAGUAUCGUAGUAGACUCUGUUUUAGUGGUUCUUGCAACUUUUUAUUUGCCACCUGUUCCCAGGUCAGAUUAAUAACCUACCUCCUCUCUAUCUCAGUGGAGUUAUCCCCGCUCUUCCCAAACCAACUGAUCCUGGGCCUGGAGAUCCGUGUCAAAGUGUCUGAUUAUGUCCAGGACCGUAUCCGCUCCCUGCGUGCAGCAGAGACGGGCAGCUACCAGAACAUCGCCUGCUUACGGAGCAACGCCAUGAAGUACCUGCCCAACUUCUUCUCCAAGGGACAGGUACUUAACUGUUCCCGCCCCUUUUCUGUCUUCCUUUUUCCCCCUUUCUUUUUUCUGUGUAGUGUACUGUGACAUUUGUUUGUAAAAUACACUUUAAAUAAAUGAUGAUGAAUGAGGUAGCCAGAGACCAUCUGGGGUUGUCAGCCACAUAACACUUCUGCCUUGCCCUUGUAUCUAUUGUGUUUAUAUUUAUUUGUAGACAUGUCUGUCAAACACCUCACCUCUAAAUAGUACAGUACUUAAUCCAUUCAGCAAGUUUUCAAAAUGUUUUGAUGCCUGGCAAUGAUGCUCAAAUUCAAAUGGUGUUUGCUACACUUUUGCACAGCUUUCUGACCAUUGGGCAUUGAGGGUAUGUGAAGCUAUCCACCGUAGUAAUUAUUAAAUAAAGUGUCCUUCCUAUCAACCACAAUAUAAAUAUUUCUGUGUAUCACAAAAUAGUGGAUACACAACAUGUUCAUAACCAAUCAGUGAGUAAAAUAAACCCACACACAUCACAACUGCUGCUACCAGCACUUGUUACGAUUGCUAAAUACUGCACAAUUUAAACACUUGCCCCCCCAAUCCCCCCCUCCCCAAAAUACGUGCAAAUAUUGGACUAUGAAUUGUGCCUCCCUGUAUUAUACUUAUGCUAAAAAAGUUAUUCUAUUCUACUGAGCCAUUUACUUUAUUUUUGUAUCCUUAUCUUUUAUUAUGUAUUAUUGUUGUUGCCUUGUCGAGAAGGAACCUGCAAGUAAGCAUUUAGUUGGAUGGUGUAUACCAUGUGUGUCCCGUAUGCACAACUAAUAAAACUUGAAAUGCACAGUAUCUGUAUUAGGUAGUUUACAGCCCUCUAGUGGCAACAAUAGGAAGUGUUUGAUCAGCAGCACCAGGUAUCAAUAUGACCAGUACAGCAACUUAGUUCUUAUCUCUAUACCGUAGAGUAACAAUGGCUAAUGAUUUCCAAACCUUAUGUCACAACCCAGAGAUUUUAGCCUCUAAUGAAUUUCUCAACAAAGGUGACACCGUGCCAGUGACCACAUGCCAGGCGUCACAUCAGCUGAACAUAAGACUAUACACUAAUCAGUAUUUUACAGCCUAAUAGUGGAGGGUUUCGCCUUAGAAUUCAACCCAAUUAAUCAGAAUGACUGAUAAAACAAGCUAGCUUAGCCUACAUAGUGGAACCUCCAGUACCAGGACUGAGUAACCUAAAUCAAACUUUAUGUAAAGCACAUUUAAAAUUGCAACACACAUUAAAGUGAACAAAUCGAAUGGAAAAGGAAGUAAAAGCAAAUAAGAAAUGAUAAAAUGUCACAUUUUCCUUCAACUUCUUGUAUUGGAGUAUAGCUCCUUGGCUGGGUUUGAAUAGACACAUUGACAUGAUGAGCUCUGACGCUCGUCGGAUGUGGCAGGGCUUGAAAACUAUUACAGACUACAAAGGGAAGCACAGCUGCGAGCUGCCCAGUGACACAAGCAUACCAGACGAGCUAAACCACUUCUAUGCUCGCUUCGAGGCAAGCAACACUGAAGCAGGUCAACAUUCACAAGGCCGCAGGGCCAGACGGAUUACCAGGACAUGUACUCCGAGCAUGUGCUGACCAACUGGCAAGUGUCUUCACUGACAUUUUCAACAUGUCCCUGACUGAGUCAGUAAUACCAACAUGUUUGAAGCAGACCACCAUAGUCCCCGUGCCCAAGGACACUAAGAUAACCUGCCUAAAUGACUACCGACCCGUAGCACUGACGUCUGUAGCCAUGAAGUGCUUUGAAAGGCUGGUCAUGGCUCACACCAACACCAUUAUCCCAGAAACCCUAGACCCACUCCAAUUUGCAUACCGCCCCAACAGAUCCACAGAUGAUGCAAUCUCUAUUGCACUCCACACUGCCCUUUCCCACCUGGACAAGAGGAACACCUACAUGAGAAUGCUAUUCAUUGACUACAGCUCAGCAUUCAACACCAUACUGCCCUCAAAGCUCAUCACUAAGCUAAGGAUCCUGGGACUAAACACCUCCCUCUGCAAUUGUAUCCUGGACUUCCUGACAGGCCGCACCCAGGUGGUAAGGGUAGGUAACAACACACCUGCAACGCUGAUCCUCAACACAGGGGGCCCCUCAGGGGUGCGUGCUCAGUCCCCACCUGUACUCCCUGUUCACCCAUGACUGCAUGGCCAGGCACGACUCCAACACCAUCAUUAAGUUUGCCAACGACACAACAGUGGUAGGCCUGAUCACCGACAACGAUGAGACAGCCUAUAGGGAGGAGGUCAGAGACCUGGCGGUAUGGUGCCAGGAUAACAACCUCUCCCUCAACGUGACCAAGACAAAGGAGAUGAUUGUGGACUACAGGUAAAAAAAGAGGACUGAGCACGCCCCCAUUCUCAUUGACGGGGCUGUAGUGGAACAGGUUGAGAGCUUCAAGUUCCUUGGUGUCCACAUCACCAACAAACUAUCAUGGUCCAAACACACCAAGACAGUCGUGAAGAGGGCACGACAAAGCCUAUUCCCCCUCAGGAGACUGAAAAGAUUUGGCAUGGGUCCUCAGAUCCUCAAAAAGUUCUACAGCUGCACCAUCGAGAGCAUCCUGACUGGUUGCAUCACCGCCUGGUAUGGCAACUGCUCGGCCUCCGACCGCAAGGCACUUCAGAGGGUAGUGCGUACGGCCCAGUACAUCACUGGGGCCAAGCUUCCUGCCAUCCAGGACCUCUAUACCAGGCGGUGUCAGAGGAAGGCCCUCAAAAUUGUGAAAGACUCCAGCCACCCUAGUCAUAGACUGUUCUCUCUGCUACCGCAAGGCAAACGGUGCCGGAGCGCCAAGUCUAGGUCCAAAAGGCUUCUCAACAGCUUCUACCCCAAGCCAUAAGACUCCUGAACACUAAUCAUGGCUACCCGGACUAUUUGCACUGCCCCCCCACCCCCACUCCACAUUUCUACGCUGCUGCUACUCUGUUAAUUAUUUAUGCAUAGUCAUUUUAACUCUACCCACAUGUACAUAUUACCUCAACUAGCACAUUGACUCUGCACUGGUACCCCCCUGUAUAUAGCCUCCCUACUGUUAUUUUAUUUUACUUCUGCUCUUUUUUUCUCAACACUGUUUUAUUUUACUUUUUGAUUAAAAAAUAAAUGCAUUGUUGGUUAAGGGCUGUAAGUAAGCAUUUCAUGGUAAUGUCUACACAUGUUGUAUUCGGCGCAGAUGGCAAAUAAAAUUUGAUUUGAUUAAGCAGACAGUACAUCAGGUAGGAGACAGUGAAUUUCACUCAAGACAUGUUAUAGUAUAUUACUGUCCUAGGAGAGGGGGUAACACCUGGGGCUGACAACUGAAAGGAACGCAAAAAGUGUGUAGAUUCUAUCUAUGGAAGAAAUACCCCAGAGCACUAUUUUUACCGGCUUGGCUGUAAUGACGUCAUUGAGACCUGCCCAUUUUGUGUCGAGGAUUAAGUGCUUUGGAAAAACACAGACCGACCGACACACACACACACACACACACACACUCUCUCUGUCAUAUGCACAGACAUAAACGGGAGCCCCUGGGCGAUAUUUGCGCACCCACAUGCAUGAUGUACGUGUGGGUAGAAACGGCGCUAUACUCCCCAAUAUGUCUUCUCUCUUUGUUUCCCCUCAACGUUCUUUUUUAACACUGUGCCAGAGCACUAAUUAAAGUGUGUCGUUUUUUCCAUUUUGUGAAGAGUGGGGCCCAGUCCCAACCACCCUGGAGCGACGGCAGUCCUCUGUGAUUAUCCCCCCGUUUUUCUGUUUUUACAUGACAUUAUUUAUUUAAAAAAGAGUCAACUGGAACAGUUUUUAAUAUCGCAGUCAGACUAAUAGUAGUAAGUUGUGUACAUCUUGUCAAAGGGAGGGGGACUUUAUCUUAAUAAAAAUCACUUAAAGAGGGAAUUUCCACCUUUACAAUGCGGGCUGCCUGACAACUGACACCAAAAUAUUAUGAGAACUACAGAGAGCUGACUAUAAUAACUUGAUAGACUGGUUUGAAUAAUAACCACAUUGAUACACUGGUUUGAUAUAAGAGAAUAUUUAGCAGCAUAGUUCUCUUGUUUUCACAAAUGGUAAAAGUAGUACCAGAGGAAGUAGGAGCUGGAGGACUGUGUUUCUUCACUGAGGUCAGUUGAACUUGAGAUGCCUGGCCUCUGUCUGUCUGGUCUUAUUUGCAUUGUGACCGUUUUGUUGAUUUCUCUCCUCAGCUCAGUAAGAUGUUCUUCCUGUUUCCUGACCCGCACUUCAAGAAGACCAAGCACAAGUGGAGGAUCAUCAGUCCCACUCUGUUGGCCGAGUAUGCCUACACACUGAGAGUAGGGGUAAGGACAGAGCAUAGGACGCCUACAUUUACGUUUUAGUAAUUUAGCAGACGCUCUUAUCCAGAGCGACAUACAUUUGGUUAGUGCAUUCAAGUGGGACAACCACAUAUACACAGGCAUAGUAAGUACACUUUUCCUCAAUAAAGUAGUUGAGGUGAGGAGGGGGAUUAUUUAAGAUACUCUUUGAAGAGGUAGGGUUUCAGGUGCUUUCAGAUGAUGGGCAGGGACUCUGCUAUCCUAGCUUCAGUGGGAAGCUGGUUCCACCAUUGGGGUGCCAGGAUAGAGAAGAGCUUGGACUGGGCUGAGCGGGAGUUCUUUCCCCUAGGGGUGGGAGGUCCGAGAGACCAGAGGUGGCAGAAUGGAGUUCUCGGAUUGGGGUGUAGUGUUUGAGCAUAGCCUGAAGGUAGGGAGGGGCAGUUCCUCUUGCUGCUCCGUAGGCAUGCACCAUGGUCUUGUAGUGGAUGCGAGCUUCGACUGGAAGCCAAUGGAGUGUGCGGAGGAGCGGGGUGACAUGGAAUAACUUGGGAAGGUUGAAAACCAGGCGGGCUGCAGCGUUCUGGAUAAGUUGCAGGGGUUUGAUGGCACAAGCGGGGAGCCCAGCCAACAGCGAGUUGCAGUAGUCCAGAUAGGAGAAGACAAGUGCCUGGAUUAGGACCUGCGCCGCUUCCUGUGUGAGUUAGGGUCAUACUCUACGGAUGUUGUAGAGCAUGAACCUGCAGGAGCGGGUCACUGCUUUGAUGUUUGCAGAGAACGACAGGCUGUUGUCCAGUGUCACGCCAAGGUUCUUUGCACUCUGGGAGGGCGACACUGUGGAGUUGUCAACCGUGAUGGAGAGGUCUUUGAUUGGGCAGGCCUUCCCCGGGAGGAAGAGCAGCUCCGUCUUGUCGAGGUUGAGCUUGAGUUGGUGGGCCGACAUCCAGGCUGAGAUAGGCCUAGAACCGAGCCCUGGGGCACACCAGUAGUGAGAGUAUGUGGUGCAGACACAUAUCCUCUCCACAUCACCUGGAAGGAACAGCCUGCCAGGUAGGAUGCAAUCCAAGAGUGUGCAGAGCCUGAGAUGAUGGUUCACAGUGUCGAAGGCAGCGGAUGGAUUUAGGAGGAUGAGAACAGAGUCAGCUUUGGUAGUGCGGAGAGCCUCUGUGACACAGAGAAGAGCAGUCUCGGUUGGAGAAAGAAGUCAAGGCAUAGCCUACACACUGAGAGUAGGGUUAAGGACAGAGCACAGCGUAUGGGGGGGGUUCAUCAGGGGCACCCAAAGUCAACAGUUGAGUUAGGGAUGUGGUUGAGCAAUGGGAAGGGUCUUCAGUUACUUUUUCCAACAGCAAGACAUAUGAUACAUAUGAGAGGACAGUACUAGCUACAGUGGGGGAAAAAAAGUAUUUAGUCAGCCACCAAUUGUGCAAUUUCUCCCACUUAAAAAGAUGAGAGAGGCCUGUAAUUUUCAUCAUAGGUACAUGUCAACUAUGACAGACAAAAUGAGAAUUUUUUUCCAGAAAAUCACAUUGUAGGAUUUUUUAUGAAUUUAUUUGCAAAUUAUGGUGGAAAAUAAGUAUUUGGUCAAUAACAAAAGUUUCUCAAUACUUUGUUAUAUACCCUUUGUUGGCAAUGACACAGGUCAAACGUUUUCUGUAAGUCUUCACAAGGUUUUCACACACUGUUGCUGGUAUUUUGGCCCAUUCCUCCAUGCAGAUCUCCUCUAGAGCAGUGAUGUUUUGGGGCUGUCGCUGGGCAACACGGACUUUCAACUCCCUCCAAAGAUUUUCUAUGGGGUUGAGAUCUGGAGACUGGCUAGGCCACUCCAGGACCUUGAAAUGCUUCUUACGAAGCCACUCCUUCGUUGCCCGGGCGGUGUGUUUGGGAUCAUUGUCAUGCUGAAAGACCCAGCCACGUUUCAUCUUCAAUGCCCUUGCUGAUGGAAGGAGGUUUUCACUCAAAAUCUCACGAUACAUGGCCCCAUUCAUUCUUUCCUUUACACGGAUCAGUCGUCCUGGUCCCUUUGCAGAAAAACAGCCCCAAAGCAUGAUGUUUCCACCCCCAUGCUUCACAGUAGGUAUGGUGUUCUUUGGAUGCAACUCAGCAUUCUUUGUCCUCCAAACACGAUGAGUUUUUACCAAAAAUUUCUAUUUUGGUUUCAUCUGACCAUAUGACAUUCUCCCAAUCCUCUUCUGGAUCAUCCAAAUGCACUCUAGCAAACUUCAGACGGGCCUGGACAUGUACUGGCUUAAGCAGGGGGACACGUCUGGCACUGCAGGAUUUGAGUCCCUGGCGGCGUAGUGUGUUACUGAUGGUAGGCUUUGUUACUUUGGUCCCAGCUCUCUGCAGGUCAUUCACUAGGUCCCCCCGUGCGGUUCUGGGAUUUUUGCUCACCGUUCUUGUGAUCAUUUUGACCCCACGGGGUGAGAUCUUGCGUGGAGCCCCAGAUCGAGGGAGAUUAUCAGUGGUCUUGUAUGUCAUCCAUUUCCUAAUAAUUGCUCCCACAGUUGUAUGUCAUCCAUUUCCUAAUAAUUGCUCCCACAGUUGAUUUCUUCAAACCAAGCUGCUUACCUAUUGCAGAUUCAGUCUUCCCAGCCUGGUGCAGGUCUACAAUUUUGUUUCUGGUGUCCUUUGACAGCUCUUUGGUCUUGGCCAUAGUGGAGUUUGGAGUGUGACUGUUUGAGGUUGUGGACAGGUGUCUUUUAUACUGAUAACAAGUUCAAACAGGUGCCAUUAAUACAGGUAACGAGUGGAGGACAGAGGAGCCUCUUAAAGAAGAAGUUAAAGGUCUGUGAGAGCCAGAAAUAUUGCUUGUUUGUAGGUGACCAAAUACUUAUUUUCCACCAUAAUUUGCAAAUAAAUUCAUUCAAUGUGAUUUUCUGGAUUUUUUUUUCUCAAUUUGUCUGUCAUAGUUGACGUGUACCUAUGAUGAUAAUUACAGGCCUCUCUCAUCUUUUUAAGUGGGAGAACCUGCACAAUUGGUGGCUGACUAAAUACUUUUUUCCCCCACUGUACAUUGCAUAAAUGGCCUGGAAUUGACCUCACCCUCACUUGCUUUCUAUCCUCCUCAUCUGUCUGUUAUCUGCCUCACCGUUUCAUACAUGUCAGAUUUGUGUGGGGCUCUUGGUGUCAGUUCACUGUGGCAGCGAGGAGAGACUGAGGAUUGGGAGAACAAUGGGAGGCUUAUGUUUGUGCAUGUGGGAUUUUAAUGUGCUCACGUGCGUCCGUCUGUAGGCUUUACCGUUACACUCAGCAGCACUGACACGGGGCCCAAGCCAGACACUGAUCUCCUCUGGGGGGUGGAGGUGGAGAGCUGUCUAGAGAAUUUUUCUCUGGCAAUUUAGACUACAACAUCGAUCCGCCCAGAACACACCUCCAUCACACACACCCUCCCCCCACCUCCACGGCUCCCCACCUCCUGGCCUCAACGUGAACGCUACAUCACUGAGCUAACAACCGGGCGCUGUGCAAAUCUAUGCCAUUACUGAGUUUUCCAAGAAAGCCCUGUUCUAAUUAUACUAUCUGUCUGCGCUCCAAUGUAAACUACAAUGACACAGGUUAUAAACCUCUGUUGGCUUUGGGUUAUUUCUGUCCUUUUGAGGAAAAAAAGAAACCUUUGCUCUUCAAAGUAUUUAAGGCCACCACACCAAGGCAUGUUUCAAAGAAAAUGUUAUUGGUUAAAUGCUUACUUUCGAGCCCGUUCCCAAAAAUGCAGAGUUAAAAAGUAAGACAAAUAUUUGCUGAAUAAAAAAGGAAAUAGUAGCACAGUAAAAUAACAAUAAUGAGGCUAUAUACACGGAGUACCAGUACAGAGUCAAUGUGCAGGGGUACUAUGUAGUUGAGGUAAUAAAGUAUGUACUGCACAUGUAGGUAGGGGUGAAAGUGGCAAUCAGGAUACAGUUGAAGUCGGAAGUUUACAUACACUUAGGUUGGAGUCAUUAAAACUUGUUUUUCAACCACUCCACAAAUGUCUUGUUAACAAACUAUAGUUUUGAUAAGUCGGUUAGGACAUCUACUUUGUGCAUGACACAAGUAAUUUCUACAACAACUGUUUACAGACAGAUCAUUUCACUUAUAAUUCACUGUAUCGCAAUUCCAGUGGGUCAGAAGUUUACAUACACUAAGUUGACUGUGCCUUUUAAACAGCUUGGAAAAUUCCAGAAAAUGAUGUCAUGUCUUUAGAAGCUUCUGAUAGGCUAAUUUACAUCAUUUGAGUCAAUUGGAAAUGUACCUGUGGAUGUAUUUCAAGGCCUACCUUCAAACUCAGUGCCUCUUUGCUUGACACCAUGGGAAAAUCAAAAGAAAUCAGCCAAGACCUCAGAAAAAAAACUGAAGACCUCCACAAGUAUGGUUCAUCCUUGGGAGCAAUUUCCAAAUGCCUGAAGGUACCACGUUCAUCUGUACAAACAAUAGUAUGCAAGUGUAAACACAUGGGACCUCGCAGCCGUCAUACCUCUCAGGAAGGAGACGCGUUCCGUCUCCUAGAGAUGAACAUGCUUUUGUGCGAAAAGUGCAAAUCAAUUCCAGAACAACAGCAAAGGACCUUGUGAAGAUGCUGGAGGAAACGGGUACAAAAGUAUCUAUAUCCACAGUAAAACGAGUCCUAUAUCAACAUAACCUGAAGGCCGCUCAGCAAGGAAGAAGCCACUGCUCCAAAACCGCCAUAAAAAAGCCAGACUACGGUUUGCAACUGGACAUGGGGACAAAGAUCGUACUUUUUGGAGACAUUUCCUCUGGUCUGAUGAAACAAAUAGAACUGUUUGGCCAUAAUGACCAUUGUUAUGUUUGGAGGAAAAAGGGGGAUCUUGCAAGCCGAAGAACACCAUCCCAACCGUGAAGCACGGGGGUGACAGCAUCAUGCUGUGGGGGUGCUUUGCUGCAGGAGGGACUGGUGCAAUUCACAAAGUAGAUGGCAUCAUGAGGAAGGAAAAUGAUGUGCAUAUAUUGAAGCAACAUCUCAAGACAUCAGUCAGGAAGUUAAAGCUUGGUCGCAAAUGGGUCUUCAAAAUGGACAAUGACCCCAAGCAUACUUCCGAAACGUUUGACCCAAGUUAAACAAUUUAAAGGCAAUGCUACCAAAUACUAAUUGAGUGUAUGUAAACUUCUGACCCACUGGGAAUGUGAUGACAGAAAUAAAAGCUGAAAUAAAUCAUUCCCUCUACUAUUAUUCUGACAUUUCACAUUCUUAAAAUAAAGUGGUGAUCCUAACUGACCUAAUACAGGGAAUUGUUACUAGGAUUAAAUGUCAGGAAUUGUGAAAAACUGAGUUUAAAUGUAUUUGGCUAAGGUGUAUGUAAACUUCCGACUUGAACUGUAUAUAAUAAACAGAGUAGCAGCAGCGUAAGUGAAAAUGUGUCUGUGUGUGUGGCGUUAAUGUGUGUGUGUUUGGCGUGUCAGUGUAGUAUGUGUGAGUUCAUGGGUAGAGUGAAGUGAGUGUGCAUAGAGCCAGUGCAAAAACAAAAAAAUUACAAUAAAUAAUAAAGGGGGUCAAUGUAAAUAGUCCGGGUAGCCAUUUUAUUAACUGUUCAGCAGUCUUAUGGUUUGGGGGUAGAAGCUGUUCAGGAGCCUUUUGGUCCCAGACUUGGCGCUCUGGUACCGCUUGCCGUGUGGUAGCAGAGAGAACUGGCUAUUUGAAGAAUUUCAAAUAUAAAAUAUAUUUGGAUUUGUUUAACACUUUUUUGGUUACUACAUGAUUCCAUAUGUGUUAUUUCAUAGUUUUGAUGUCUUCAGUAUUAUUCUACAAUGUAGAAAAUAGUAAAAAUAAAGAAAAACCCUUGAAUGUGUAGGUGUUCUAAAACUUUUGACUGGUAGUGUAGGCCGUUAUAUUUUCUAAAUACUUUAUAUCUGGUUUUAGUCUAAGUUUACACUGAAAACGUUUUACCAUCAAUUUAAAAAAUACAUAAUUAUUUUAUUUCUUAUUUUAUUUAUUUAUUGUACUUAGGCGGCCUGAAAAAACACACAUGGCGGCCCGCCCAUGAUUUUUCUAUGCAGAAAAAACACUGACCUUAUAAUAUGGUGCUUGUCGUUCCCAUUCAUUUGGAAUUGAGUAACAGAUUGUGGGACGUGGACUCAUCUCAACAUUAGUUUGUCGAGGGCCGGCAAACCGUGCCAAUAUAUCCUCCAAACACCGGCUUCGAGGGCAUUAUCACUUUUAUACAACGGGUUACCAACAUAUUCAAAUAUUGAUUGACAUAUUUUCAUUAACUUUUUCAUCCUUCCACAAGAUAUAGUCCCGACACAAAUCUAGGGUUGCUUCCCAAGCCGGCUGGUCGUUCGUUCUAUCGGUUUGGUUGCUAGAGACGUGACCCAGUAUUUCUGUAUCUAUGGACCUGACCCAGUCGACGUUCUAAAUGUUCCAUUGCCAUACUGGCUGGCAACGUUAUUAUCCCUUGCUUGCUAGUUAGCGAACUACGGCUAACUUACAGUCAUGUCAAAAAGUGCAGCCAGAAUAACAGCAAAGUAGCUGCAUUUGUUUAAGCUGUUUUCUAUGUGGAUACAUCCAUAUCAAUGAGCUAUGAAGUUCGAUUUCGCCUGGAAUAGAACAUUUGCUCACUCGUCAGGGCACUGUUGUUCAGAAGAGCUAGCCAACAACACAGCUAACACAAUCACUUCAAACUGAAGCUCGAAAGACUGCAAACUAGCUGCACUUUAGUUUUACCUUUUUUCAAUUUACGUGUCUUUGUAUAUAUCCAUAAAAAUUAUGCCAGCUGAUUCAUGAUUUCGACUGGCUGAGAAACGCUGCCUGCCCGUCUGUCUCGUCCCGACUCCCGACAGGUUCAUUACUAUAGGACAGCUGGAGAUCGAAUUUGAAUAUCGAAACAAUGUUGCAAAUGUCGGAGAGACAGACAGCAAGGUUUAUACAAAUCUGAGCUGUUGAAAACUAAAUGUUAGUCUAAAAGAAAUGUGAGAUAAUGUCUAGAUGCGUUUUAUAGUGGAGAUCAAGUUUAUAAAUUGCUGGGCUGAUGAGACAGCGGAUUGUGCAGGCAGAUGGAACAGAGUAAAUAGGCAUUUUAACGUAAUCGAUUUAGCCGGUGGUAACUUGUGGAAUAGACACUGGCUGGAAUGUGGUUUUAACCAAUCAGCAUUCAGGAUUAGACCCACCUGUUGUAUAAACUUAAUUAUGAGGACAUUGUGUUAACUCUUGUUUUGUGUCUCCCAGGGUUUGGUGUACACCAACACAGAUGUGGAGGAAGUGCAUCUCUGGAUGGUGAAACAUUUCAGUGAGCAUCUGCUGUUCACACGGGUCCCCGAUGCGGAACUGGUACGAUGACUGACAUUUUAGACAGUCCUUCUUGACAAUUAAUAUCAAUUCUGUUUUUACUUAUGUAAUACUUUGUCAUAAUAUUUGUCAUAGAGAAGCCAACCUUGAACCCCAUAUAAGCAAGUGAGAAAUUGAUUGUAACAAAGAAGUGAAACUCCUUAGCCUGGAGUUAGACGAAGCAACUUUCACGCAACUUUGGUUGCUUGUCACUGAGUUGCUUCUUGAUUGCUUAGUGAAACACCCCCCAGCAACUCAUCUGCAACUUGUUUGCAUCCAGUUGCAACCUUUCAACUUGCAACUAGUUGCGAACAACAACCAAUCAAAACAAAUGCUUUUGUAACAUGAUCCAUUCGAAGGUUCGGAACUCUGACCAAGUUGUCAUGUCAACAACACAGCUGUCAGUGCUACGGUAAACCCGCGAUCAAGGUGGACAGGAGAGACAUUAGGUAGCUAUUUUGAUAAAACAGUGCUGGCAAUUUCAUUUUGGCUAGCUAAGUUGUACAGCCAGUAUUUUGUCUAAAUCAGUCCUUAUACAAUAACCAAACGGUUGGAGAAACAAAUCAUUUGUGAAAUCGCGGUGUAAUGCAGCAGAUGACAUUGGGUGAGUUUAGAAUUUUCAUACCAUAUGGAGGAAUUAUAUGACAAAAGCAGCUUCAAUUUGAUUGGCUGUUGCAUUGCCUCAUGUAUCAGCAAAGUUUCUUGAAAUUAUGUCACUUGCGUGAAAGUUGCUUAGCAUAACUCCAGCCUUAUGUUCAGAACUUGAUUUUUGUUAAGUAUAUCCAACAAUCUUCCUACCUUCCAAUUUAGAAAACAUUGUCAACAUACUUGCCAGUAUCAUACAGUUUUUAAGCCAUCCCAAAUAUUAUGAUUAGGAAACCUGGUAAAUUAGACAAAUCGACAAAUAGUAAUUCUACUAUUAAAACCCCCAAAAUAGUAAUGGUAAUUUUGGGGUAGCGCUCUUCAGACCCUUCAAAAUUGUCCCUUUGUUUGGCAGGUUGAUGAUGUCAUCAUCAGUCGCCUGGGAACCUGUACAGAGGAGGGGAAGAAGGUGCAGAGGAACGGAGGGAAGAACUACCUGGCAGUUUUCCGGAGGGUAGAAGACCAAAACUAAAACCCCGUUAUUACAGACAUAUCAGUUGGAUGUUGGAUAAACUGAACUUUUUGCCUUGCUGAUAGGAGCAUCAGCUCUUCCCAUGCAAGGACAGAAAAAUGGAUGACCAAAAUGACGGCUAGAAAAGAUUGUCUAUUAUAUUGACAAGAUAGUCAAGUGACCCCUCUAACAAUGGAAAUACAUGUCCUCAAAGAUGGAAGGCAGGCCGGAGGAGGCGAGAUCAGGUGGGACCAUUCUAGCCAAUGAAAGGGCAGAUACGUGUGUGAACAACAUGCCAUAGAGAUAGAUAGAGGACUCCUUU